ACUGGUGUGACUCCUCUCAAGGGGACGUGUUUGAAGGACAUGGCUUUUUAUCUCCCACUUCGCCGUAAUGAAAUGAGCCGUUACAGUAAGGUAGCUCUCUGUAGAUCUAGACGUCCAGCUGUCUGUUGUUAGAGCGACAGACUGCGUUUCUGACAACUCGCUCUCAAGUUGUUCUUUUGUAUAAGGCAGGUAUUAAUGUCUGGGCAAAAUGUGUACGGGAAGGAAUAGUGUAGCUCAACCACUUGUUUCUGAACCACGCAUUCUCUGCCACAAAGAAGGGUCUCAUAUCCGCCGCUAUGAAUUUUGCUAUCGCUGCGUUGAUUUCUUUACGCUUCGAACACACCGACUGUGUCAUUGCAUCACUGCUGCAUAACAUUUUGCGCAGCUAGGCAACUAUACUGAUAUACUGAUGCAGGUAUCUUUUGCAGAUGGUCGCAUGCGGUUGGACACAUGGAGAUAAUCAUUUUCGCAGUAUCCUCAAAACCGUGUCUUUUUGACACAACUGCUGACAGCUACAGGGACAUAAACACAAAAAAUGCUGUUUGGAGACAAGUGUCCACGAUAGUAGGAUUGCCAGAAGAAGACUGUAGGAGGAAGUGGAGAGUACUCAGGGACAGGUAUCAGAGAGAGAGAAGGGCAGAGAAAGAGGAGAGGUCUGGGUCAGCAGCUUCAGGCCAGCAGCCUUGGCACUUCUGCCACAUUCUUUCUUUUCUGGAUCCAUUUAUUGUGCCUAUGGCAACGAGUGGCAAUUGUACAGCCAGACCCUCUACUACGUCAUCCACAAGUGUUGUCGCCACCGGUGCAUCAAGACCCUCAACGUCAUCUACAAGUGCGACCAUCGCCUCCACCGGUGCAGCAAGACCCUCUACAACGUCUACAUCAUCCACAAGUAUGACCACCACCGGUGCAGCCAUGGAAGAUGAUGAAAUGGAGGAAGCACCUCUGGAUCUCGGACCAGCUGAGAUUAUUAUGAACCUCAUGGAAGUGACCACUGAGGACCUCGUUGAACAGGAUGUGGCCGUGGAGACAAACAAGGAGAGAAACAGAGAGAGAAACGAAGAGGAACAACGUCACACCAGGCGUCAUCGGAGGUUCCAGCCCCCAGAUCCACUCAACUCAUUUCAGCAGAGGCUCCUCCAAGCCGUCGAGAGGGAUGCAGCCCAACCUGAUGCUCACAGGAAGGAGGAUGAAUAGACCCUCUUUGCCAUGAGCCUAGUGCCAACACUGAAGAGGCUGCCUCAGCAAAGAAAAGCAGCAGUCAAGGUUAAAAUGUAUCAGCUGCUUUUCGAAGCCGAGUUCAAUGAGAUGGAGUCCAUUUAGCCGACCAGCUCACAGGAAGGACAGGAAGAGGAGAGGAGUUGUCUUGUUGUUGUUUUGACCUCCCUCAUUGUACCUUUCUUUUCACACACGUCAGUUCCGUUUAAAUUCAGUCAAUUCAUAAAGUAAUUUGUUUAUAAAGUCUUAGGAUAGCAUUCAUUAUUAGUGUUACAUAGAUUUCUGAAUUGAAACUCAUACACCGGAGAAUUCACAGAUGCUCUUGUUGGUCUCUUACGAGACUAAAGGUCAAUAUAUUUAUUUCAUUUAAAACCACUUGAAAACCAGGGUGUUGAAACUUUUUGUGAAGUUAUGUUCCAUCGACUGGUCCAUGACGUCCAGGGGCCAUUUGUUUGUUUAGCUGUGUUAUCGCUACCUAUUAUUAUUCUUUUUUUCAGAGACACACACACAUCUCUCCUCCACUCCUCUCUGUACCUCAGAUCUCCAGUGCCCUGCCCUCUCGCUCUUUAUGGCCAUGUAUGAAGUUCCCCUACCGCGUCUAGGCUUUAUGAGUAGUCCCUGUAUCUGUCUGCAGUUCCCCUACUACGUCUAGGCUUUAUGAGUAG
Messenger RNA from Salmo salar (Atlantic salmon), 1880 nucleotides. Lineage: Eukaryota; Metazoa; Chordata; Actinopteri; Salmoniformes; Salmonidae. The record is from RefSeq and is a predicted model, not a curated record.